AUGACAGCUACCAAUUCCGCCACAGAUUCCCAAGCUGCGGAGACCUCUCAGCCAUCUCAAUCAAGAUGCUCGCCCUACGAACGACCCCGGGUGGAAGCUAUUCCCUUAAAGAAACCAACACUCACGCCGAAAGAGGCUAAAAAGAAGAGAAAGCAAGAGGAAAAAGAAGACAAGGAGCGCUUCAAGGAAUACUAUGAAGCGAGAGAUAAACGGCUAUAUGAAGGCUCUACUGCUGGGUAUCUUGCCGGCUUUUACAAAGGGAAGAAGGGAUGGGCCUGGCGUUUAUGA
Messenger RNA from Arthroderma uncinatum, 288 nucleotides. RefSeq lists its product as uncharacterized. The coding region runs from base 1 to 288 and encodes 95 amino acids. The record is from RefSeq and is a predicted model, not a curated record. The transcript is spliced from 2 exons. NCBI's taxonomy places the organism in Eukaryota, Fungi, Ascomycota, Eurotiomycetes, Onygenales, Arthrodermataceae.